GACUCUGGAAAAAGACGGUCUUCCUGUCACCUCCGACACCACCCCUCGUUCGUUAACUACGGAGUAUACUGUUUCUUCAGCAAGAGUCUGCUGGAUUACAGCCACGUUCAAAAUGUUCAAGCCUUCGCAACCGAUGAUGGCGCGAUUGCGCCUGACAACCAAGCAGGUCAACGGCGGCUACUACAAGGGAACCCGGAGCGGUUCGAUGGGUUAUUUCGCAAAGAACGGCUCUUAUGUGAUCGACUGGAAGAAAGUCCGGACAUACGUUGUACCUGAAGACCUCGACCAGUUCAAGCUUACUCCGUUCGUGACCAAGGCUAUGACCCCGACGAAGAGCAGAUAUACCGACGAGGUCGAGAAGGACGGCAAAUUUGUUACACGAGAGAAGGCGUUUGAAGGAAAGGACUACCUCGAGUUAUGGACAUCGGAUAAUGGACAAGAGGUUCUUGAGAUGGAGCGUCUUGAUCGUGUGGAACCAGAGGCGAAGCCCGCUCAAUAGACGGGCUUGUUAUGAAGAGAAUACGAUAAUGCUGAACGAGACUAAAAGACUCCACUAUCCACAUUAUUAUUCGUUUGGAAUUCACCAUGUUGUCUAAGCCCACAAGAUGACAUGGUUCACCUUACCGUUUGUUUGCUCGCUGGCCGAUCACAUCUCAUCUUCCGUGUACUAUAUAUGUACAGUAUGUCUGGAAACGCGGCACUUUUGACGGCACGCUACUUCUGUUACUG
Molecule: messenger RNA, 729 nt
Organism: Aspergillus glaucus CBS 516.65
Lineage: Eukaryota; Fungi; Ascomycota; Eurotiomycetes; Eurotiales; Aspergillaceae
Product: mitochondrial 54S ribosomal protein mL41
Exons: 3
Coding region: 113-499 (128 amino acids)
Biological process (GO): translation
Cellular component (GO): mitochondrial large ribosomal subunit
Molecular function (GO): structural constituent of ribosome
Source: RefSeq, a predicted model, not a curated record